ACUUCCGCGAUAACGGGAUCCAAAACAAGCCAAUGUGACUAGACAGGACUUGAAUACAUUUUCUGCUUUGAAAAUGCCGCGACAACCAGUAAAAAGUGGUAUAUGAAAAUGAGUGUGUCCACGGGAUUCCAGCUUGGUUCAUACGGAUAUAACAAAUUAAAAAGGACUAUAACGAAGGAAGAAAAACAUCUACUUUCAGUUGUUUUCCAUGAAGCAGAUGAGAGAAACAAAGGUUUUUUAACUAGAGAGGAUGUAAAGGUGGCAAUAGUUGAGCUGUUUGGGUAUAAACCUUCUAAGUAUGAAGUUGACCAAAUCAUGAAUAACUACGGCAUCACAUACGAUAAUUGUAUUGGACUUCCUCUGGAAAACUACAUGACUGUAAUGUCCGAGAAAGUGGUUUCAGCAGAUGAAGAUGAAAACAUACGACACACUUUUAUGGCCUUCGAUUCACAAUGUAGAGGAUUUCUAGCAGUUGAUGAUUUGCAGAAGGCUUUCAGUCGAGUGGCACCCCAUAUUCCAAAUCAUACUGUACAAUCCUGUUUCAGAGAACUAGAUCGUGAUGGAGAUGGACGUAUAAGUUACAAGGACUUUGACUUUAUGAUGAAAUAUGAUACAAAAUCUCAUAUAUAAAAGAAUGUGAAUUCAAACUAAAACUGUCAACAAAUGAUCAUAAGUGAGAAUAAACAAAUUCACAAUAGAAA
Ostrea edulis (European flat oyster) is the source of this 701-nucleotide messenger RNA. RefSeq names its product EF-hand calcium-binding domain-containing protein 11-like. Bases 103 to 630 code for a protein of 175 amino acids. Gene Ontology annotation, molecular function: calcium ion binding. Gene Ontology annotation, cellular component: cytoplasm. The record is from RefSeq and is a predicted model, not a curated record. The transcript has 6 exons. NCBI's taxonomy places the organism in Eukaryota, Metazoa, Mollusca, Bivalvia, Ostreida, Ostreidae.